AUGGGGUAUUUUCUCUCACAACGUGCCCAUGGCCAUAACCGGUCCCUUAAUUACGUCACAUCGGCCGCGCUUCUGGUUGCCCUGAAUUUGUUGUUCUUCGCCCUGGUGAACUCGACCUACGCGCCAUGCCCGCCACCGCCCAAGAGCCCCAAGGGCCCUCCCUCGGGGCCUAAAAGUCCAGCCACUUGCCCUAAAGACACACUCAAACUGGGCUUAUGUGCUGAUUUGUUGGGGGGACUAGUGCACGUUGUCGUCGGAAGCUCAUCGACGACCAAAUGCUGCCAUCUCAUCUCGGGUUUGGCCGAUCUCGAUGCCGCUGUUUGCCUUUGCACUUCGAUCAAGGCCAAUGUGUUGGGGAUUAACCUCAAUGUUCCCGUUUCAUUGUCCCUUCUGCUCAACACCUGUGGGAAGAAACUGCCUGCCGGUUACUUAUGUACUUGUUUUGCUGGUAGGAAAGAAGGCUUCUCGCCUUUUAAUCCUUAA
Molecule: messenger RNA, 483 nt
Organism: Hibiscus syriacus
Lineage: Eukaryota; Viridiplantae; Streptophyta; Magnoliopsida; Malvales; Malvaceae
Product: 14 kDa proline-rich protein DC2.15-like
Exons: 1
Coding region: 1-483 (160 amino acids)
Source: RefSeq, a predicted model, not a curated record